AUGCUUUCCUCGUCUUCUUCUUCGCGAGUCUUAGCGCAAGUUACGGUCAAACUAUAUCAUGCGAAAUUUAGCGGGAUGGAAUACGAUUGGCAGUAUUUCAAUCAGCGGGGCACUAUUCAGUUCUGUCUGAAUAACUCUGAAGCCGACGCCGAGCUUUUUACCACAGAGGAGAGCGCCAGUCCUAAGCUUAUUCAGGCUAAUUACUGGUUUCGCCUCCGAGAUGAAUUGUCAGGAAAGAUUUUAUGGACCUUUUCGAUACCAGAGGAAUGUAUAUAUCACAUCGAAAAACCCUUUUUUCAUAUCUUCAACGGUAGGAGCAGGAUGUGGGGAUUCCUAUUCGAUAGAGAUGAAGAUGGAUAUAUUUUCGGGCAGAGUGUGCAGACGCAUUUACCUACACAAGACUCGCAAAUGAAAGUUCGCAAAUCACCUUCCAAAUAUUCUGGACGUGCACCAAGUGUUCGUUCUGAAAGAUCUGCGAUAUCCAGAUUUGAAAAUUUUGGAUUUUCAAAUGCAAGCGCUGCCACUUUGGCUCCACAAGUGUCGCCUGAACACAAACCUCGACUACCAAUGAUGGGACUUUCUACAUCCAUUAUCUCACUUCCCCAAACCAAUUCUUUUUUGCACAUCGGACACAUCGGACUUAGCAGAGACGGUGUAAUCGAGUGCUCAGAAGGGAUAAACCCUUCGUGGUCGAAGGUAAUAACAGAGCUGCAGACUCACGCCAGUCUCGUACCAGAAGCGCUCAAGCGCAAGGAGUUUUUCAAUAAUCUUAGGUCGGGAAUAAAGAGACUCGGGCCUGCGACUGUGCGCUCAGGUCGUUCGUGA
This is a messenger RNA of Lentinula edodes (shiitake mushroom), 825 nucleotides long. RefSeq lists its product as uncharacterized. The transcript is spliced from 3 exons. The record is from RefSeq and is a predicted model, not a curated record. Lineage: Eukaryota; Fungi; Basidiomycota; Agaricomycetes; Agaricales; Omphalotaceae. The coding region runs from base 1 to 825 and encodes 274 amino acids.